AUGUCUCCUUCCGCGAUCGUGCCGCAGUCUGACCAGACAGCGCCUGCCAACGGCCACACCAACAAUGGUCAAGUUGAGCAGAGUGUCGAGAAUCCUGUCUAUCUCACCACUGAGCCAAAAGAGGACUUUGAUUGGAAGAUUUCUCUGAAGGGCAAAGUAAUCGCCAUUACCGGGGCAAACAGAGGUAUCGGACUUGGUCUCGCGACAGUAUGCCUUGCGAACGAUGCGGCUGAAAUCUACUCCCUGGACCUCUUUGAACCCGGUGAGGAGUUUCAAGCGCUUCAGAAGGCCAACCUCAAACGCGUACACUACCUGCACUGCGAUGUCACCUCUGAGGAAAGCGUCACCAAGGCUAUCGACCAGAUUGUUGCUCAGUCGGGCCGUAUCGAUGGUAUGAUCGCGAACGCAGGGAUGACCAAACAUCAGCCCGCACUCGACUUCGACCGCCCACAGCUUGAGCAGCUUUUCAACCUAAACGUUUUCGGCGCGUACUUUUGCGCAACGGCAGCCGCGAAGAAAUUCAUCGAGCUUGGUAUCAAGGGGUCCAUCGUCUUCACAGCGUCCAUGACAUCGUACCGGCCAAACAGGGCAGCACCCUCAGCACCGUAUGGAGGGACCAAGGGCGCUGUCCGCAACAUGGCGCAUACUCUUGCAAUGGAGUGGGCGAAGCAUGGAAUUCGUGUCAAUUCGAUAUCGCCGGGUUUCGUACGCACACAGAUGACGUACUAUGUUGAGAGGGCGCCCGACUGGAACUUGAAGAUGCAGUACUAUGGCGGUAUGCCUAGAUUGGCCGAUCCUCGAGAACUUGGUGGUGCCCUUACUUGCAGACGAAGGAGGGUGAAAUGCGAUGAGCUAAGGCCACGAUGCGCGACAUGCAGCAAAUCCGACAGAGAAUGUCUAUGGCCGUCGCCAAAUGAUCCUUCUGGGGCCACAGCAAGCAACGCAUCUGGUUCCGUGCAAUCAGAAACUUCGCCGGCGCAGGAUGGUUCCUCUGCUGCUGCCACGUCUCCAGCGCCUGCUAGACGACGGAUUCCAAGUGAAAUCGAUCCUCAACUCUGGAACAACUCGCCUGAGCUCCUGUUCGACUCCCCAUCAACCAUCAUCAAUUCGUUGCCUUCGCCAAAUUCGGCACCUCUAGCCUACUACGACCUGCUUGCCGAAGAUGCCAUCAACAAUAUUGAUAAGUACAACCUUAACGUGGAUCUAGACAGGAACAAUUUGUCUAGACAACAAAGUCCUGUCGCGGAAACACCAAAUUUCGGCGCACAGCUGCCCUCGAACCAGCGAGCACCAGAGGUCGAAUCAUCGGCAAAUGAGCAAUGGAACUCUAUUGACAUCAUACCUAUGUCUGACGACGAGCUUGUGCUUUUUCAGCACUACAUCACCGUCAUUGGACCUAUCUUGGACCUAAACGACCCUUCCAGGCAGUUUACGGAAACUGUUCCUUCCUUGGCUGUCCAUAACGUGGGCCUCCUGAAAUCUCUACUCGCUGUGUCGGCACGACACAUGGCACUCCUGAAUGAGCCACAACUUCGUCGACUGAACAUACAACAUCAAACCCCAGAUAUCGACGCUAGCAUGAUUGGAAACCUUCAAAGUCCUCUAUUACAGUUGGCAACACAAUAUUACUAUGAGACUUUACAGUACCUAUCCAAGAACCUCUUCUAUCCUUCCUACAAUAAGUCUAGGGAGAUUAUAUCAACAUCUAUUCUCAUCAGUACGUAUGAGAUGUGGGACUCUGAAGGUCAAUACAGUAAUGGAGCCUGGGAGAGACAUCUUCGUGGUAUAUUCUGGAUACAGAGGAGCCAAAACAACAAUGGAGAGUGCAAAGACCCACUCCGGAGAGCUGCCUGGUGGCAAUGGUUACGCCAAGAUACUUGGGUCGCAUUCCGCGAAGGACGACGGGUUCUGACUAUUUGGAGACCGACCAAGCGGUUGAUGGACCUGAGCCCGGACGAACUAGCUUUGCGAAUUGUGUACAUAUGUGGAAGAUGUGUAGACUAUGCCGCAAACGAAAAGAAGUACGACUUGAAUACGCGUAUCGACCAAGCUGGAAAGCUUCUGCAAGCGCUGGAGGACUGGCAUCGGGCGCUUCCAAUAUCCUUCCAACCCAUUCACCGAGGACUGCCGCCUGGACCUGGUGCCAUGUUUACGCCCAUCUGGAUCCAUCCUCCUUCGUACGCAGCUGCCAUCCAAACAUUUCAUUUUGCGAGAAUCAUUGUUCUUAUCAACCAGCCUUCAUUGGGAGGUGUAGACGAAUUUCGGAUUCGACAACGCAGCCUGGACGAAAGUGUAGACUUGAUCUGUGGUAUUGCCAUAACACAUCAAGGCAGAGAAAUUCCGAGUGCCAUGGUUAACUUCAAGUCCGUAUAUGCUGCUGGUUUAUGCGUUCAAAAUCCCGUGAAGCAAACGGCUAUCUUGAAUCUUCUCGACCAGACGCUCGACAUCACCAAGUUUCCACCAAAGACGCUACUUAACGAUCUUACCAGCUAUUGGCGGGCCGAAUCAUGA
Messenger RNA from Alternaria atra, 2511 nucleotides. RefSeq lists its product as uncharacterized. Gene Ontology annotation, molecular function: transcription cis-regulatory region binding; zinc ion binding; DNA-binding transcription factor activity, RNA polymerase II-specific. NCBI's taxonomy places the organism in Eukaryota, Fungi, Ascomycota, Dothideomycetes, Pleosporales, Pleosporaceae. The transcript is spliced from 4 exons. Gene Ontology annotation, biological process: positive regulation of transcription by RNA polymerase II. Bases 1 to 2511 code for a protein of 836 amino acids. Gene Ontology annotation, cellular component: nucleus. The record is from RefSeq and is a predicted model, not a curated record.